CAUAGCUAGGUGCCUAUUCAUUCUAUUCUUUAUUUUCCAUUAUAAAGAGAUUUAAAUUUUACGAAAAUAUUGAAGAAUAUGAGUAGCGACACCCCCCUACUCGGUCAAGACGCAAGUGGUCCUCACUACGAAGAUGAGGAUGAGCACCAGACAUUCGUGGAGAGCUGGAAGUCCGGAUACCACCGAGUCCAAACGGCAACAUCUCGCUUCACCAACUCCCGCACAAAACACUGGAUCCUCCUCGUCCUCAUCAUCCUCGACGUCGCCGGUAUCUUAAGCGAUAUCUUCAUCGCCCUUAUCACAUGCGAGAUCGGUGUCGAAAACGACGAAUGGGUGGCCCCCACGAGAAAUGCCUUGACCACCUUCUCGUUGGUCAUGAGUUGCAUCUUCCUCGCGGAAUUGGCCUUGUCUGUGUUCGCCGAUGGCUGGGGGUACUUCCGGAGCUGGUUUCACCGAUUCGACGCCUUCGUGGUUGUGGCUGGAUUUGCCGUCGAUAUGAUCGAGAAUAAUACGGCGGAGGAGAUCGCCUCGUUGAUUGUUAUCUUGCGAUUGUGGCGCUUCGUCAAGAUCGUCGAUGAGUUCUCCGUCGAAGCCUCUGAGGAGAUGGAAGAGAUGCGCAAACGCUGCGAGGAUCUGGAGUCGCGCAACGCAGCUCUAGAGGCGCAGAUUGCGCAACGAUAGUAUGUUCCUACAUAAGGUAGUUUCCGCACAGCGCUCAUGGUGUGUCUGGCAUACCUUUCGGUCGUCGGUGGUUCAGAAGUAAGGUUAUGGCUUGACUCUGGAAACCUUGAUGCGAUAGAGUACCUUGCUUGACAGAGAUUAGCUAAGGGCGCUAGUUAGAUGAUGUCUUCAAUAUCGAGAUACCCCUUUUUAUCGUUUCGCUUGGUGUUCCGCUCACAACUACCUUUUAACAGCUUGCCAAGUAUACAUCGGAUGACAACUUUAUCCAUGCACAGUAUCGAGGUAGAAGCAAACAUACUUAGUACCUAAGUAGUGGUGAUGACGCUCGACAUAUUAAGUUCUUCAAUCCUAUCUUCGGAUGGUAGAACUCUACUACCAACCACAUGAUAGCUUCGUAUGUGAAGCAAACUGCUUAAUCACCUACCUAGUAAAUAAU
Messenger RNA from Annulohypoxylon maeteangense, 1117 nucleotides. RefSeq lists its product as uncharacterized. The transcript is spliced from 4 exons. Lineage: Eukaryota; Fungi; Ascomycota; Sordariomycetes; Xylariales; Hypoxylaceae. Gene Ontology annotation, molecular function: voltage-gated proton channel activity. The coding region runs from base 79 to 681 and encodes 200 amino acids. Gene Ontology annotation, biological process: proton transmembrane transport. The record is from RefSeq and is a predicted model, not a curated record. Gene Ontology annotation, cellular component: plasma membrane.